AUGUUUCCAGGUCAGGGUAGAUACACGUAUAACAACAACAGUGCUAAUAAUUAUAAUAAUACUGCCAAUGAACGGUAUGCUGGAUAUAUUCAGCCCCAACAAUUGGUAGCACCGCCGAUCAGACCUCAGACUUUCAAUUCAGAAUUAGACCCACAUACAAAGUAUCAAUAUUCGCAAUGUACGGGGAAACGUAAGGCUCUGCUGGUUGGUAUCAAUUAUAUUGGCUCUCAAAAUCAAUUACGAGGUUGUAUCAAUGAUACACAGAACAUUUACAAUUUUUUAACUACUCAGUACGGUUAUAAUCCAGACGAUAUUGUCAUAUUGACCGAUGAUAAUAGGGAAUAUGUACGGGUCCCGACACGAGAGAAUAUGAUCAGAGCAAUGUAUUGGCUGGUGAGUAAUGUACAGGCAAAUGAUACACUUUUUUUCCACUAUUCUGGUCAUGGUGGACAAACCAAGGAUUUAGACGGCGAUGAAGUUGAUGGAUUUGAUAGUGUCAUUUACCCGGUGGAUUUCCAGACAGCUGGUCAUAUUGUCGAUGAUGAGAUGCAUGAAAUUAUGGUACGUACGUUACCGCAAGGUGUCAGGUUGACUGCGCUAUUCGAUUCCUGCCAUUCAGGUAGUGCACUUGAUUUGCCAUACUGUUACUCAACGAAAGGUGUUAUCAAAGAGCCAAAUGCUUGGAAAAAUGUAGGUCAAGAUGGUCUGAAUGUUGCUCUUUCAUACGCUACAGGCAAUAAUAUGGGAAUGAUAACAUCGUUGGGGUCUAUGGCGUCAUCAUUUUGGAAUAAAAAUUCAAGUACUGGCAUAAGAGAUAGAGUCAAACAAAUCAAAUUCUCAGCCGCCGACGUUAUAAUGUUGUCAGGUUCGAAGGAUGACCAGACAUCAGCAGAUGCUGUUGAAGACGGUCAGAAUAUUGGUGCUAUGUCAUACGCAUUUAUCAAAGUUUUGAAUUUACAACCGCAACAGUCAUAUUUAUCUCUGUUACAGAAUAUGAGACAGGAAUUGAGAGGAAAGUACUCUCAAAAACCACAAUUAUCAGCUUCACACCCUAUAGAUGUUAAUUUACAAUUUAUUUUCUAG
Molecule: messenger RNA, 1083 nt
Organism: Kazachstania africana CBS 2517
Lineage: Eukaryota; Fungi; Ascomycota; Saccharomycetes; Saccharomycetales; Saccharomycetaceae
Gene: MCA1
Product: Ca(2+)-dependent cysteine protease MCA1
Exons: 1
Coding region: 1-1083 (360 amino acids)
Biological process (GO): proteolysis
Molecular function (GO): cysteine-type endopeptidase activity
Source: RefSeq, a predicted model, not a curated record